AUGUCAUCGGUUAAUUCCAAAGAUUUUGAGAUGGAGAUGCUAGACGCUUGUGAGCUCGAUGAAGAAUUCGGUCUCUUUCUUCGCAAAGAAGUCUUUGGGACGGAUUGCGUGACAAAUGAUGUCAAAGUUAUUUCCCUGUUUGGUAAACAAGACGCUGUGAAGCACGAGCUCGAGGGUUUGCACUGCUGGUCGGUCGAGAUGGACAAUCACAUGAAGAAAGAAGACCAGGGAAUUUACUGCGUCAUUCAGCAGGACGGCGAAGCGGUAGAACGCACGUUGUUUCUGUUUGGGUGGAUUCAAGAUUGUUUGUUUCGAAAGGCUCGACUGCGCGAUACUGCGACGUACGUGCUCCGUUUUCUGACGUGCUUGAGCCCGGACAUGGUGUGCUGUCUGUCGCCUGAUGAUGUUGAGCUAGUUGAGCGAACGGUGGUCUCAAUGAGCUCGAACAAUUUGGACGCUUGGAAAUCCUUCUCAGUUGCAUUCCAUGUUGAGCGCCAGGAAGAGCAGAAGGAUGCUGUCGGAUGUGAAUGCCUUCCGGAUGUCUCGUUGCCAGCAAUCUUUUCGACCCAGAACGUUCAACUGCUUAAGGGAAGUUAUCCAGCGUUCGCUGUGAUGGAACCAGCUCCAGCCAAGAAAUGCACCGAGUCGAGUAACCAAAGCUUCGACAACAUCGACGAAUUUGCGCGUUGGCUGGGCGAUGAGUCGAAACAACGCAAUUUGAAACUUGAAGUCGGAAGGACGGAUGCGAGUCUUUUCUAUAAUGGACUGCUUCGUGCAGCUGGACGCUGGCCCGAUGUAAAGUUGAAAAAUGUUCGAGACAUGCUGGCCCGAAGCCUAAGAACGUCGGCGGAUGUAACAGUGGACCGAGUUCAAAUGUAUAUUGAGGAACACCGGGCGAGGCUACUUGGCUCCAUAGACAAAUUGUUUGACUUGGACGUGCUGUUCACGGCGGCAAAAAGUGAGCCAGCAUUCGUGACUCUCCACAUGUACAUGGAAGAGGUCCAGGCAACCCGAGGCAUCUGGAGCAAAAUUGACUCUGCGACACAGGCAACUUUAAUUUUGCCGCUCCGCCUCAAGAAUCAGAUGAAAGCCAUCGCUUCGACGUUCCGCGAUCAACUGGCUAACACUACAGAAGGCGAAGCACGUGAAGCUCUAGCAAAAUUUAUGCGCGAGUUCACUGUUUCCGAUUGGAAACUUUCGGUCAGCGGUGAAGGAGUGUUUGGGCGAGCAUGGAAGAAACUAAGCAACAACCUUUGGGAUCCAGGUUCGAAGCUCCUGUCGGACCAAUUCCGCGAGUGUAUGGCAGAGCCGCUGAAUGAAGCUCGACAAGCUUGGUUUGGGGCUAUUGAGGCUGUCUUUAGUGUCGCUGAAAGUGCGCUUCAGAAUACCUGGAGCGAGGAGAUGCACGUUUCAAUUCGUCGAUCGUGUCAAGAAGACGAGCGCAAAAUAAUAUCUGAAGCUUUCGACUAUCUACUUCGUAGUUGGCGAGAGCAACACGAAGGUGGUUUAACGAUAACUCUUCGUCCACGUGUACGCUCGUCGAAGAUUUAUUGCGACGUUCAAAGGGAACACUGGAAGCCCGCAACAGACCAGCUAAAGGUUUUCAAGUUGAUAAAAGAUGACAACGAGACUUUCAGCACGACCCAGCUGGGCGCGCAUCGUUUGAAACCGGGUGCAAAAAUGCUAAGGGCUUUCACCAUUAAGAAUCACUGUGUGGUGUUGGUGACAACCUCUCCGCAGGGUACGUUGGUAGAACGCAUAGACUUUCCACUUAGUACCUGUUGGUGGGGCGAAAAGGAGGGAAACGUGACAUUCACACGCCAAUUUGGUCGAGUCGUGUCAAUGUGCGACUUUAACGUCCAUGAACGGGUCAUAGCAUUCGUCGAGGAAGGUGGAAGGGUUGUACUGUACCGGUUCAACGAUAACUUUUCAUCGCUCGAGAUUUAUAAGCGCGUUGAGUUGUCGCUGCGAAUGUCAUUGGCACUCCCGGUCGCAGAUGUGUUGCUUGUGGAUGGCUUCUUGUACGCGACCGACACGAAUGGAUUGAUCCAGUCGGUAAACUUGAAGAACCAGCAAACGUCACGAGCGGCGCAAAUAAUGCCAUCGGUGUCUUGCGGGUCGAACAGCACGCUAUUUUCGAUUGCCGACAAUAUGGUGCUGGGUUUCAUGGCGAAGAAAAAAGUGGAAGACGACAAUUGCGAGCUCACUCCAAGUGCCGAACUGGUUGCCGUGGCUAGCGAAGACUUUCGCAAAGUUCCUGCGAGUUUCUCACUUGCUCUGCCAUUUCGUUCGCAUGGUCUAUCGGUUCAGUGUUUUGAUAACUUGUUGUUUGCAGUCGACGAGAAGCGGAAGAAAAUUUGCGUCGUACAACUAGGCGUGACAGUGCGAAGCGAAUCCUUCCGCAUUCAGCACUCAAAGGAACACUCAGUAAACGGCAGCAAGACAGAGGUCGAUGAAUCAGACGCCGACAAGGUGGAUCAUUGGCUUCGAGCUUUUUAUCACACAUACGAAAAGUUUCCUGUUCGCGGCCUCAUUCGAGGAGUUCAUGACACGCCGGUUACGUUGAAACUGAAGUUGGCGUGCAGCUCUGCACUGACACAGUCUGCUGAAGAAAGCUGCCGAUACUUCUUUCAGGUCGUGAUGCGUGAUUUGCGGAAGCUGAAUAAACUUCUCGGUGGAAUGGAUUUGGCGAGAGAUUUAGCCUUUACAACGAAGUUGAGUGCUAGCAUGGAACAUGUUGCGCCUCAACCCGUCCGAUCUUUUCUGCAAGAGUUGAUCACUUUCGUACCCAUCCAAAUCUGUCGGGCUGAAGGAAAUUCGCUCACAGUCAUGACGAAUGGCAAAGCAGCGUCGAUGGGAUCCGAGUCCCAGAGCCUCCAAGCCGUUGAUAUUGCUCGUUCGAUUCGAUUCGGACUAUUAUCACCGCUGCUGGAAUCGUGGCAAGGGCGCUGCAUCGUUAUUACGUCUAUGGGAAAGCAGUCGACUGGAAAGAGUUACUUGCUCAAUCACUUGACGGGGUCAUCCUUUGCUAUUGCUGGAGCACGCUGUACUGACGGAGCGUGGAUGUCGAUCCGUAUUCUGCCCGAAAACGUUCUUCUCGUCGUUCUUGAUUUUGAAGGUCUUGGGUCUUUUGAACGAACGGAGCAGGAAGACGUGUUCCUGUCGGUCCUCAACGCAUCCAUUUCGAUGUUUACCAUUUUCCGAAUGGAGAUGCGAUUUGAUAAGGAAAUCGACGACUUGUUUGCUCGGUUCCAGAAGGGUGUUGCUUUGAUUAAGGGGGAUCCAAACCUCUUUCGUGGCAAGCUCUACAUGUCAGUGAAAGAUGUGAACCCAAACGAUCAAAAGGGCGUGUUGGACGAGUUUGUUGCCAAGUUCCAGAAGUUGGUCGGCGUGAAUAAGGGCAGCAACUUUCUGCUCGACUUGUACACAGGACAACUCGACAUUAACUGCUCACCACCACUGGGGACGAUCAAUUACUACCAGUCUCUAAUGCAUGCUCAGACUUUCAUCGAGCAAUCGCUUUGCGGUGUUGAUAAUGUGGGCUUCCAGAGCGGCAAGACGUUCUUAAACUGCAUUCGUUUGGUGCUCGCUAAAAUCGCGAUUCUGGAUUGGACAUCACUGGAUGAAGGCGCAAAGCAGUUCCAGUUGUCUGAAGUCAGUUCAAAGCUGUCAGGUCUACUUCGAACGGGUUGCAUCAUCCCGCAAGAGUACGUAGCGUGGAAAGAUGACAUAGCCUCGUACCUGAAAGAAGACAUUGUGUUGGCUGGCGGGAAAGUGAUUGACGUCGAUCUGAUGACGUUAUCUGCCGAAUAUCCUGCAUUGCGCAAGAAGUGGGAUGCCCUUAGCGAAUGCAUGGAUCUUGACUCCUUACGAGACUCGGAGAUUGAUCUUGGUUUUGACUGUUGCUCUGCCAGCGAAGACACUGUUGCGCAAGUUUUUGGUGCGAUCAAGCAGCUCUUUCGGUUAUUCCUGCGAGUCAAUUCGAGUAUCGAGAACGGCAAAGUGUCGCGAGAAGUUGUCGUCAACUUUGAUGCUUUUCUAGCUUUCAUCGUACGUCGUCGUAAGGCCCGGGUUACCCUUUGGGCAAAGCAAAUGCUUGGAGGUCGGGUGCCCGACGAAUGGAAAAAUGUAGAGCAGCAGUAUUUGGGGCGAUUCCAGAUGAUGCUUUCACGCUGCCAAAGCAAGUGUGACGACUGCCGCCUUGGUUGCAUGAAAGCUGCUGCUCACCAAGGGACUUCCUCACACAAUUGUGGAGGAAGCCACGUCUGUGCUGGUCGUUGCGAAUACUGCGAGAGCAGCGAAUUUUUCGGGAAGACUCCGCCUUGCUGCAAAGAAGCAGGCCACGAAGGAAAAUGUGAAUGCGCGGAGGGAGAUCACACGUGUGGUCGCGACUGCUGCAUGACAAAUUCACCAAAUUGUGGUAAGAAGUGCUCGAUGAAGCGAGGUCACAAUGAUCUGCAUAAAUGUGAUGUCCCAGUUCACAUGUGUGGUGAGAGUUGCUCGGCCAAAAACUGCUCGGGGCGGUGUGUCUUAAACGUUGAGGACCCGCAUACUGCCCACAAGUGUGUCGAGGUGCGCUGCAUGCAGAAGUGCGUCAUGGAUGGAUGCAAUGAAACGUGUGGCACCAUGGACCAUUUCCACGGCCAAGUUGACGUUGCAGUAGUGUUUUCAGUGGAAAAUGGCAGCGAGAAAGGUUCCAGCACGUUUGAUGCGGCUUCUGAAGCUCCUGUAGUGCACAUGUGUGGAAACGGACACGAGUGUCAAGCGAUGUGCGAAGAAAACGGGAUAUGUCGCGUGGAUGUGUUUCUCAAGCAGUCGUCGAGGACGUUCCCGGGGGCUCGUGGCGAGUUUCAAUUUACUUUUCAAGAGAUGAACGGUUCUCGUAAGAAGUGCACGAAGCUACUACCACCCAACCAGAAAAUGCAUCAAGGCGCACAUACUUGCAUCUGUGACUCGAGCGACGAUGACGAUAAUGACCAAACAAUUCACUAUUGCGAUGUCCGCUGUCCGUGUUGCAGCUACUUUUGCAAAAAGAAAUUCGGGCACUUUGACUCGCACACGACAUCUCAUGGCAACAUGCGCAACACAUACUUCCUGUCAGAUGCGGAGGAGAUUGACAUUGAAGAGCGUAAGUACAAGACUGGUGAGCUGGGAAUUGCUGAAAUGUGCAACUUGUACUGCUCUAAAAUGGGUCGGGAGCAUAUCCACUACCUUGAUUGCGAGCAAGGUCACAAGGACAAGUGUGUGUACUCUGGAAGCACCACGGAUCAGCGACGUCACUGCACACGCGCACUUGAGCCGAAACCGGAGAAGGAGACGGAUGAAGUACUGCAUGAACAAUUUUGGAAGACGCUGGGCUGGGAAGAUCCGUGCACAUCGAAGAUGGAAUUGGAACUCUUUGGCAAAUGCGGCUACAAGUGCGAUGCACCAGACCACGACGAUAAGCCUUCGCACUGCAUCCUCGAUGCGUGGCAUAAGCCAGAGCCCAAGCCAAGAUCAGGCUUUGACGGCUUUACGUAUGUUAGCGGACACAAAUUUGAUUGCUCGCACGUUGCGAGUGGUGGCAAGAUGCAUCAUGUGUUCGUACUGGAUUGCUCGGGCUCGAUGAGCGGUCGGCCUUGGAGUGAUCUCAUGGCUGCGUGGAAAGAAUACGUCUAUAAUCGUAUUGCGGAUGGAGCUACAUUGGACUUGGUCUCGGUUGUCACCUUUGACAAUUACGCUCAAGUGGUUUACGAAGCGCAGAAUAUUACGACAAUGACAAAUGCACACCUCCAGUAUCGCGGAGGAGGGACGAAUUAUGCUGCGGGACUUCGAGCUGCAAACGAAGUUCUCUCGCGUAUGAAUUUUGAGAUGUACAAGCCAGCAGUGGUGUUCUUCAGUGACGGGCAUCCUUGUGAUCCUCUACAGGGUGAGCAAUUAGCGACGCAUAUCCGAUCUUGCUACGAGAAGAAUGGACUCCAGGCGUUUGCGGUUGGCUUUGGAAGUAUAAACUUGAACAUGUUGGAGCGAGUUGCAGAGAAGAUGGGUGGGACGUAUCACCACGUUCUCACGGGCAACGAGCUGAAAGCGACGUUUUUCAGCAUCUCAGCUUCAUUGAGUACUCGAGCAGGUCUGGCACUGGCGAAACCCGACCAUGAACGCAAUUGUGUAAUUUGUGGACAAGACUUGGCAUCAGGCGAGACUGUGAAGCUGGAAGGGUGUCGUCACGAGCUUCACAAUGGUUGCUUGGAUGUAUUGGUACGCAAUGCCGAGGAAGAUGGAGAUCUCGCUCGUUGUCCAUCAUGUCGCCGUGUCAUUGGUACAUGA
Messenger RNA from Peronospora farinosa, 6306 nucleotides. NCBI's taxonomy places the organism in Eukaryota, Oomycota, Peronosporomycetes, Peronosporales, Peronosporaceae. The record is from the annotation of a GenBank genome assembly.